AUGGCAGAAAGUAACAGAUUUGUCCACGUCAGUUUGUAACAUAACCUUGAAAUUCAUAAUCCGGUAUAUAAUCUCGCCAAUGAACAAGACACUUGCGUGCAUGUUAAUUUUUGUAUAUAUUGAAUAACAUAAAUAAGGUAUUACGAGAAAUUUUCUUUGUUUUUUGUCAUUUCCGUAGUUAAGAGAUUAAAUCAAUAAUGCCAAGUGUAAUAAUACGUGCGUAUUAUUUCUGUGAUAUGCAUCAAGUAUGUAAUUAAACAUAUGUAUUUGUUGCAGAAUAUUGCAAUAUGAAUUGGACUUUGUGGUUUUUUAUAUUCGGAUCUUUUGUUUGUAAAUAUACACACGCUCAACAAAGAAUUCCACCAGGUGUAUCACCCCAACAUUAUCAACAAUUCCAGCAAGUACCAGGUCAAGUACCAAUCCAGCAAAUUCCAGUUCAGCAAGUACCUGUACAGCAGCAUAUGCCAACUCAUCAAGUACCAAUUCAACAAGGAGGACAUGGGCAUGAACAUUCACAACCAAUACUUAAUGCUGCCAACAUAGUUCAUGAAAAAGCUCAUAUUGCAGAGCAUAUAGAAGUUCCAAUAGAUACUGCUAAAAUGACAGAGCAGGAAUUACAGUUUCAUUAUUUCAAAAUGCAUGAUGCAGACAAUAAUAACAAGCUAGAUGGUUCUGAGCUCAUAAAAUCCUUAAUUCAUUGGCAUGCUUUUGAUAUGAAGAAUGUAACAAACUCUUUAUAUUUAGAACAAGAAAACAACAAAGAGAUAGGUGGAACUAAUCCUGGACAGAAAUUAUUUAGGGAUGAGGAGUUGGUUACUUUAAUAGAUCCAAUACUUUCUUUGGAUGAUAUUAAUAAUGAUGGAUAUAUUGAUUAUCCUGAAUUCAUACAAGCACAACAAAAUGCAGCAGCUACCGGCAGACAAAGGAUUUAAAUUGCCCUGCUCGCGAUAAGAAUUGUAAAUGCCUUUAUUUUGAUCAUACAUGGGUUGAUAAUCCCAUUGAUAUCCUGGAGCACCUUCCAUUUGUCGAGCUGGAUACAGGAGGACAUGCAUCUGCUGCUUCAUCAGAUCCAUCAGCACACUGUGGUAUACCAUCACAUACAUUAUAUACUGCUAUACAAUCUCCAGAUGAACGACAUUCAUAUUGA
Heterotrigona itama is the source of this 1147-nucleotide messenger RNA. Lineage: Eukaryota; Metazoa; Arthropoda; Insecta; Hymenoptera; Apidae. The record is from the annotation of a GenBank genome assembly.